AUGAGAAGAUGGUUUUUCAGGCCAGCCUGGCAAACGCUCAGAUCUUGAUUCCUAGUAACCAAGCCAGUGUGAGUAGCAUGCUCCUGGAAGGACGGACGCUGUUGGCGCUUGCCACUACGAUGUUUGCGCCCGGAGGCAUCGAUCAGGUUCUUCAGAAUGAAGAUGGGGAAAAACCUCUGAAGAAAGUUGAUCCACAGCUCCUAAAAAUGGCAUUGACUCCCUACCCCAAACUCAAAGCUGCUCUCUUUCCCCCCUGUACUUCUCAUGGGAUUUUGCCACCUGACAUCUCCCUCUACCAUCUUGUUCAGUCAUUAGUGCCCUUUGAUCCCACUAAAUUAUUUGGCUGGCAGCCAACAAAUACUCUUGCUGUGUCAGAUGCACCAAGCGACUUUCCUCAUUUUUCAUCCCCUGAACUGGUGAACAAAUACGCUAUAACGGAACGACUGGAUUUUUUGUACUAUUUGCACCACGGACGUCCAUCGUUUGCUUUUGGCACAUUUUUGGUCCAGCAGCUGGUAAAGAGCAAAUCCCCCAAACAGCUGAUUCAGCAAGCAGGAGGUGAAGCCUAUGUUUUAGCUCUUUCCUUCUUCAGCGUACCCUCCGUAGCAGCCGCCUGUGUGUGUUUCCUGGAAUUGCUCGGCCUCGACAGCCUCAGGCUCAGGGUGGAUAUUAAAGUUGCAAACAUGAUUUUCAGUUACAGAACUAGAAAUGAAGAAGCUCAACACACUCAAAUAAGAGAAUCUUUGGUGGACAAGUUAACAAAAUUGGCUGAUGGUGAAAAAGCAGCAGCAGCAGCAGUUCUUACCUCCUUAGAAGAAGCCUUUUGGGAUGCAGUUGAGCAUCAAGGAAUAAAGAAGACAUCUAGUGACUCCAGAAGGCAGUGGUCUUUGGUAAUGCAGUUCUGUAAACUCCAUGAUAUCGGACUGAGUACAUCGUACCUAAAGGAAUGUGCCAAGUCCAGCGACUGGCUGCAGUUCAUCAUCCAAAGCCAGCUGUACAGCUACCAGCCGGAUGAGGUCAUUGCUGUCCUUCAAGAUUUCACUCCCAUUCUUCAAGAUCACUUGAUGCUGGCCCUGGAGAAGUUACUGCCUUCGCGUCCUGACGCAGGGAGUCCUGCGGACGGUGCUGCCGCUGUGUUGAAGAGCAGAUAUGCAGAUAGUCUCUUCCAAAUCCUUUUCCAGUGUCAGGGGCACUCGAACCCUCCAGGUUACCUUUUGGCGGAAGGAUUGAGAGAGCACGCUCCCAUUCUGAGCGUGUUAGCAGCGUGUUUCCACGAUGCAAACGUUAUCCAUUGCCUCUGUGUUUGGGUAAUCACUACUGUGGAUGAUGCUACCAGAGUUGAAGCCACAAACCAUAUUCAAAGCUCGGCAGAAAAUCACGAGUGGGAUCUUCAGGACCUGUCAGCUAUCUGGAAAGUCUUGUUAAGAAAGCAAAAAAGUAAAACACUUCUAAAUGGCUUCCAGCUCUUUUUAAAGGACUGCCCUCUGCUGUAUAUACUGGAGAUGUAUGAACUAUGUAUGAACUGUAAAAAAUACGGUGAAGCUAAAACCAAACUGGGCAAGUUUCAGGAGAGUCUCACAAAACUUAAAACUGAAGAGGAACCAGCAGUUUCAGAACUGCCUGUGCAGUGGUUGGAGUCACAAGCGUUGUUUCUUCUGGAAUUGAUGAUGCAGCAGUGUCGAACGGAAUACGAACUCGGAAAGCUCUUACAGCUGUUUGCUGCCGCCGAUAAUCUUCUGCUCAAUGGCCCUUAUGUGAAGAAACUCUGUGCACUCAGCGAGACCCUGCAGGAUUCCUCCAUAUCGAUCAGUCGCUCCAUCCUGACCAGUUACAGCAUGGAGGUGUUUCGGAGUGAGUGCAGAUCAAUUCUGGAGCAGCUGCAGGAGAAAGGGAUGUUCUCACUGGCGCGGGAGGUAGCAGCGCUAGCUGAAUUGCCUGUGGACAACGUAGUUACGCAAGAGGUUCUGAGAGAUCUACAUCGUUUAAGAGACUCUGGACAGUGGCAGCAAAACCAGACAAGGACUGAAUUCUGGAAAAAAUGUAAUGACAGCUUCAUGAAAAAUUCAAUCUCCAGCGAAGCUGCGUCGGAUUUUUUUUUGGAGCAGGCAAACACCGUGUUUGAAUCUUCAGCUCCCGAGAAGGUGACCAGCAGUAUGGAGAGACAUUUGUUGCUUACCCUGGCUGGCCACUGGCUGGCCAAGAAUGACGCGGCGCCGCUGCACAGAUUAGAAGAGCUAGAGAAGCAGAUCUGGGUUUGUCGCAUCGCGCAGCGAACGUUAUCCGCAGAUGAGGGGCCUGGCGAGCCAAGGUUUUCCUCCCAUGUAGCAGCGAGCAGGGAUCUUACCUUUGAGAACUUAGCUAAGGAGUUUUCUUUUGCCAAGCUACCUGCCCUGAACACGCCGAAGUGCUUAAGGCUAGAGGGUCUCGCCUUCAGGGAGUCUCAGCAGACCUUGGCCAAGGAUGAGGAGGAAUCGCUCCAGUUUCUGAUCGGACGCCUCCUUGACGAGGGAAGCGUGCACGAAGCCAGCCGCGUCUGUCGGUAUUUCCGUCUCUACAACAGAGAUGUGUCGCUGGUGUUGCAUUGCAGAGCUCUGGCCUCGGGGGAGGCUGACCUGGGCAAAUUGCACACGGAUAUCCAGGCUCUCCUUGCAGCGCGAGAGAAGACGUCUGCAGGCAGUGCAGCUCAGCAGAGCAGAGUCCCAGGCGCAUCAGGCUUAGAAGACUGGACACACCUCGUGGCUCCAUCUCCAGAUGAUCAAGUCGUUACCAGCCUGAAGGUUCUCCUAGAUGAAUGUGUCCAUGGGAGGAACUACUGCAGACAGGUUCUCUGCUUGUAUGAACUGUCUCGGGAACUGAACUGCUCCUACGGUGAAAUAUCAGCCCACGACCCAGAAAAAGUGCUUGGAGCCAUCCUGUCGUCCCGCCAGCCGGACAGAUGCAGGAAAGCUCAGGCAUUCAUCACCACGCAGGCUCUCCAGCCCGAAACGGUGGCAGAGCUAGUGGCUGAAGAAAUCAUGCAGGAAUUACUGGCAUCUUCCGAAGGGAAAGGACAGAAGCAGGUUUUGAACGCUGCGGCCGAGAGCCAGGCAUUCCUCCAGCUCGCUAAGCUGUGCCAGGAUCAUACGCUGGUCGGCAUGAAGUUACUGGAUAGAGUUGCCUCUGUGCCACGGGGGGAGCUGGCGUGCAUUACAGAAUUGCUGAUUCUGGCCCACAGCUGCUUCAGUUUGACUUGCCACAUGGAAGGAAUCACUCGGGUCCUGCAGGCAGCACGGCUGCUCACCGAUGAACACCUGGCACCUAACGACGAGUAUGGACUUGUGGUACGUCUACUGGAGUCCGUCUCCUCCGGCAGGUACAACGACAUGACCUACAUAUUCGAGCUGCUGCACGAGAAGCACUACUUCGAAGUGCUCAUGAGGAAGAAACUAGACCCGAGCGGGACGCUGAAGACGGCUCUGCUGGAUUACAUCAAGCGCUGUCGGCCAGGGGACAGCGAAAAGCACAACAUGAUAGCCCUUUGCUUCAGUAUGUGCCGAGAAAUUGGAGAGAAUCACGAGGCUGCUGCUCGCAUCCAGCUGAAACUCAUUGAAUCGCAGCCGUGGGAGGACUCUCUUCAGGAUGUUCCAAAUUUAAAGAAGCUGCUGCUGAAAGCUCUGACUCUCUUCAUCGACGCAGCAGAAAGCUAUUCUAAGGACUCCUGUGUCCGGCAGUCCUUGCGCUGCCGUCGGCUGACAAAGCUCAUCACCCUCCAGCUGCAUUUCCUCGGCACCGGUCAGCGCACGAUGCUGAUCAACCUGAACAGGCAGCACCUCAUGGACUCCAUCAUGUCCCUGCCGAGAUUCUAUCAGGCAGUGAUUGUGGCUGAGGCUUACGAGUUUGUUCCCGACUGGGCCGAAGUUCUGUACCAGCAGGUGAUCACGAGGGGAGACUUUGCGUACUGGGAAGAAUUCAGGCAGCAGAGGCCGCCAAAGCCGGGCCUGUUCGAGGAGAUUGCGAAGAAAGUGAAACAACACCCGCCCGCUGACGCUGCUCGGAGAAACCUGAAGAGACUGCUUGCCUACUGCGAAGAUACCUACACGUACUACCGCCUGGCCUACGAUAACAAGUUCUACGACGUGGCAAACGCGCUCCUGAAGGACGCGCAGACCGGCUGCUGCCUGAGCGACAUGCUGUCGAGCUAG
Molecule: messenger RNA, 4181 nt
Organism: Eurypyga helias (sunbittern)
Lineage: Eukaryota; Metazoa; Chordata; Aves; Eurypygiformes; Eurypygidae
Gene: SPG11
Product: spastic paraplegia 11 (autosomal recessive)
Exons: 24
Biological process (GO): axon extension; synaptic vesicle transport; axo-dendritic transport
Cellular component (GO): synapse; axon; cytoplasm
Source: RefSeq, a predicted model, not a curated record